Messenger RNA from Lachancea fermentati, 1434 nucleotides. Lineage: Eukaryota; Fungi; Ascomycota; Saccharomycetes; Saccharomycetales; Saccharomycetaceae. The record is from the annotation of a GenBank genome assembly.
AUGGAGGCAAUUAAAUCAAGCGAAACUAAAUUCAAAGUAUUUUAUGGGACUUUCGUAGACACACCAACGUUAGGAGAAUUAAGGAUACGUCCUCGUACGAGUGUAGGAGUUACCAUCGAUGGAGUGAUAAGGUUCAUCAAGAGAGAAUCUCAAAAUCCUCUCCAAGAAGCACUAGAGUAUGACCCCAACCUGAAACCUUGGGAGGUAGAUGUGGUAGACACAUUUCAAGAUCAAGGUUCAUCGUUUUUCUUCCCCGGGUUUGUGGACACACAUGUGCACGCCUCGCAGUACCCAAAUGCAGGCAUAUUUGGGACCUCCACAUUGCUGGACUGGUUGGAGAAGUACACAUUCCCAUUAGAAGCCUCGCUCAAGGAUUUGGAUGUUGCACGUAUGGUGUAUAAGAAGGCUCUGGAUAAGACGUUGACCAACGGAACAACGACGGCGUCUUACUACACAACGGUGGACGCGGAAUCCUCCAAAUUGAUGGCGGAUAUGUGCUCUGAAAGAGGUCAGAGGGCAUUCAUUGGUAAGGUCUGCAUGGAUCGAAAUGCUCCAGACUACUACAUUGAAUCCCCCGAGGAGUGCAAGCAUUCCCUCCAUGCUGUCAUGGACCACAUUGGUAACACGCUCAAAGAUGAUAAGAUCAAGCCUAUAAUCACACCGCGAUUUGCACCCGCCUGCUCACGAGAACUUAUGAGCUGGUUGGGUAAGAUCGCCAAUGAGGAGAAUUUACACGUCCAGACACAUCUUGACGAAAAUCCGAAUGAGGUAAAGUGGGUCUCGGAGCUUUUCCCUGAGUGUGAGAGCUACACUCACGUUUAUGACGCGCACCAACUUCUUACAAAGAAGACUGUGCUGGCACACUGCAUUCAUCUCACAGAUGCGGAACUGGAGUUAUUGAAAAAACGGGAUUGUGGGGUGUCGCACUGCCCCAUCUCUAACUCUUCGAUUACGUCAGGAGAAUGUAGAGUCCGGUGGCUACUGGACAAUGGUAUCAAAGUGGGUUUAGGGACUGAUUUAUCAGGCGGAUUCAGUGCCAGCAUUUUGGCAACCGCCAGGCAGGCAUUACUAGUUUCAAGACAUCUAGCGAUGAGAAAAGAAGAUGAAAACAAAAAGGAGCAUGCGAAACUCUCAGUGGAAGAGGUACUUUUCCUAGCCUCCGCUGGAGGUGCUCAGGUUAUGAAUUUAGAUAAUGAAAUUGGAACUUUUGAUGUAGGAAAGCAAUUUGACACACAGUUGGUGGAUUUAGAAAGUCUUGAGUCUAAUAUUGAUGUCUUCCAAUGGCAAUAUACAACUUGGUCCGACAUGGAUAAGGAUAAGCAGAACUUGGAGAAAUUUCAAGACUUGUUAGCCAAGUGGCUGUUCAAUGGGGAUGAUCGCAACACUGUGCGAGUUUGGGUUUCUGGGAAACAAGCGCACCCACUCCUAGAUUAG